AUGGUGGCAGUGAAGAAGCGUAAACGAGGUGGAAAAGGCAAUAGCAAGACAGUGUACUGUUGGUAUAUCUUUGCCGGCGGGAUACUGAUAUUCUUGGGAAACUACUUUAUCUGGGAAUCCGAGCAGCCCCCAGCCGGUCAUGCCAUUCUGAAACUGGACGAGUCUGGUGCUCUGCAAGAGCGAAAGCGACCGCCGGAUUUUGCCCAGGAGCGCAUGGAACGGCGUCAGCGAGAAGACAAGAAGAGAAAGAAUCCACAACCGGAGGAUGCUCCAGAAGACGGAAGGAUAUCAGACGAUGAAGAUAAGGAACAUGCCAACGAUAACAACAACGACAAUACAGACACGGGCGAACAACAAUCCAAGAUCAGCUAUGUCUCUCCCAAUGGAGACGUAUUGGUGAAACCAGCCGGAACUGGACCCACCAAACUGGGGUAUGUCAUGGAUUUUGUCCACGAACGAGGCAAUCCCAAAUUCCGUACAGCUUCCACACUCAACAAGAUUGAAACCAGUGGCGAAAAGCAUUCCCAAAUGGUAGCCACGGCCCUUUCCGAAACCAAUGUGCAACCAUGCGAAUAUUUGGACGAAGAUGCUAAAACCACCAUGUUGAAAGCACGCUUGCUACAACGCAAACAAUGCCGUGAACCAAAUGGAGCCCUGAUGGUCUACAACAGUGCCUCAUUUCCUCGCACUUGGUGUGGUGUGACCAUUGCUCCAAAAUCGGCUGCUCGUGUGGAGAAACCUUGCACGGAGCCGGUUCGUUUGCUCGAAAAGGAUUUUCCUCCCGUCAACGGAGAUGGCAUGACUCCCAUUGUCCUCCAUUCGCAAUCCGAUAUCAAUGCUCUGGGUCAAGUUUCACCAUUGAAGGAUUGCUCCAUUCCCUGUCACGUCGAAAACGGCAUGACGGGUGUGGCACGGUACAUCAAAGGGACCGACUGGGUCAUCUAUCACUCGUACGACGAUCCCAAUGCCAAGCGAGAAGUGCAAACGGAACUGUCCAAAUUCAAAAACGACGAAUACUUUUCGUCUGCCUACUUCAAAUCGGACAUUCCAUUGAGUCGCAUUGACCUGGACAAGCAUAAUUUGAGAAACGCACUGCCGCCGGUCGACUUUGACGCGGUAAAAGACAGUGGAGUCUACAUUGUCAAUGAACAGUGCGGCGCCACCAACAGUCGUCGCUCUCGAUGGAAGGACGUUUUGGACAACCAAUAUCACGUGGACUCACCAGGCAAGUGUGGGCACAAUAAGGAGCUGGAACCGGGCGAAUCCUUGGAGACGCUCGAGGGUCGAUUGACCAUUAUGAAAAAGUACAAGUUCGUCCUGGGAUAUGAAAUAUCCACGCACAAAGACUGGGUGACGGAACUGGCAUAUGAGGCCAUGCUGUCGGGGGCCGUACCAAUUGUCUUGGGAGCCACCAAUAUGAAAAGUCACCUGCCCCGAUACGGGGCCAUCUUCGUCAGCGAUUUCAAUUCGUUUGACAAAUUGGCGGCGCACGUCAACAUGGUGGCCAAGGACAAGGCCUUGUGGAAUAGCUACCAUGCAUGGAGAAAAGACGAAAGUGUCUUGGCAGCCUUUGAACGCAAAUAUCAAUUCACCAAAAAGAGCCCCGAGUGUCGAAUGUGCUCGUGGGCUUACGCGAAGAUGAAUGGACUGGGAUGGGAUCAUCAAUUGCAACAGGUUCAAGAAACACACAUCGGAAGGAAAUUAUGCGUCGACAGUGACAGUGACUUCAUCGCCAAACCCUUUCGAGAGGUCUGGUCGGUGGGAAAAUCGUCCUUGGGUGCGGGCACGAACGGACCCUGCCAAUCGGUCGCCAACUCCGACAAUGAGCAUGUGAAACAAGACGGUUGGUCGAUUGUCAGGAGUGUCAUCCAACACGAUAGUGUCAUCGACAUCAUCAUUCAUGAGAUUGAUAUGGGUGGCACUUCGGAUGAAGCAACGCUGACAUUGGACUACAAGAAUCUAGUGAAUAACACUGAAGCGGCGUUCUUCGCGAAUAGCCACACUGUCUUGGACACCGAACGAGGAAUGCUUGCAAGUUCCGCAACGAUCCAAGAUCAUAAGACAAAAGUGACAGUGCUGGCAAAUUGGCAAACUACCGUAUGGAGUCCGAAACAAGGCGUGAUCAAGCUGAUAGUGCAGGGCAAAACAUCGGAUCGUAUGCAUGAGGAUGAGCAACGGCGCAUUCGCGUAAUAUCCGAGGACAUUGGUGAACAACUACAUGACAAAAUGACAGAGUACUUCCCUUCAUCUUUCAGCAAGAAAAUGAUACAAGACUUCAUAGAUCCAUUGGAAAUGUUCUAUUUGGAUUCGUAACAAUAAUAGCUACGACUUACAAUGCAAGUUAAAAUGCAACGGCCACAGUUAUACCCAUC
This is a messenger RNA of Seminavis robusta, 2372 nucleotides long. The record is from the annotation of a GenBank genome assembly. Lineage: Eukaryota; Bacillariophyta; Bacillariophyceae; Naviculales; Naviculaceae.